This is a messenger RNA of Syngnathus typhle (broad-nosed pipefish), 1988 nucleotides long. RefSeq names its product tumor necrosis factor receptor superfamily member 14. Gene Ontology annotation, molecular function: signaling receptor activity; cytokine binding. The transcript has 12 exons. Bases 97 to 1053 code for a protein of 318 amino acids. Gene Ontology annotation, cellular component: external side of plasma membrane. Lineage: Eukaryota; Metazoa; Chordata; Actinopteri; Syngnathiformes; Syngnathidae. Gene Ontology annotation, biological process: regulation of cell population proliferation. The record is from RefSeq and is a predicted model, not a curated record.
CGAAGCGGCGUCACAGAUGAAGGAUGGGUCUCAAAGUGCAAUAUUUGCUCAGCGUCCUGUUGGCAUCUGCACGGCUGCUUCUCACCUUACCGCUGGAUGCCAUCAGAUGGCGGCAAAAAAGUAAUUGGUGUCAAGGAAACGGAGAGGAACGUCUUGUCGGUUCAGCGUGCAGCUCUCCGGCCGAGCUGUAAGAUGUGCCCUGCAGGUCAGUACCAGAAAUCUUGCGAGCAGUGCGCGCCGUGUCCCGCCGGGACCUACACCACCGUUCGGAACGAUGAGCAUAGCUGCCAUCGUUGCUACGGCGACUGCAGGCCUGAAUUCAAUCAGAGGGUGCUGGCGAACUGCAGCAGCACGUCGAACCUCAAGUGCACAUGCCAAGACGGCUUCCGCUGCACGGGUGUGGUGACGUAUUCUGACAACUGCAAAAACUGUGUCGCAACCACAACAGUGACAUGGACAACAAUGAGGACAAAAACAACAACAGCGCCAAAUGAAGAAGAAAAUUCUCCUUCCAGCUCACCUUCAGGAGACGGCAGCCACUCCGCCAGCUCAUUUCACAAAGAUGACGGUCUGCCUGGAAACAGCUCGCACACUAACAAAGAGGACCGUGGGGGACCUUGGUUGGUGAACAUUGUCCUCCCCAUGGUUGUCGUGGUAACCGUGGCCCUCGUGAUCCUGCUCUGCAACCGCCGCUCAGGAGAGGGAACGUAUUUGAAACAAGCAGUCAUCAAAUUGUGCAACAAGAGUGCUCCCAAUGAUGCUGGCCAGGAGAAGGAGUCAACUCAGCCUUUCCCCAUCGGCCCUUGUGGUGCUGUGCACGUCCACAACGCAGGGACGGUCAUUGUCAGCUGGCUGAGUCAAUUUACCGGUCCAGUGGGACCCGUGAUAGAAAAGAAGGACGACAACAACGAGGAGGAGACCGAAGACGCUCCUCCUCCCGUCUCACCCAGUGUGCCCCUCUCUGAGGAGGAGGGAACCAGCGAGGCCAUCUUCUUCCCCUCUCAGGAGGAAGGCAAAGACUGGCACGUAUCCAAAGAAGAAGCAGAAGCUUGAAGCAUGGACCUCAGAACACCUCACCAGAGCGGGACAUUUCUUCUGUAUGUUUAGCAAACGCCGGGAAGAGCCACUGUCUGCUAGGAAAGUGAGAAGAAAGGAAGGCAGGGGCAUCCAGAGUGACAUGAAAAGACAAGGAUGUACCAAUUUAGGCUGGACCCGCCCCUCAUAAUUAGCGGAGCACAGCGACUAGUAAUUCACACAAGUGUUCUUUGAAGGAAUGUGAUCCCAUCGGCGGUUAAUUGUUAUGAUGUAGUGUUUGCUAAACGUCAGGUUGUCUUCUCGCUCCUCGAUUGCUGCCUGGUUUGUCUGAACAGGAAGAGAGAGAGAUGAUUACAAGUCAUAAAGUGGCCUAUUAAAAACUUAAUUUAAUAGUAGUAAUAAUAAUCGUGACAUAUUUGGAACUAUCAGAAAAAAAUGGUGCCACUAGCUUUAAAUUUAUUUCGUUUGCGUUUGUUUUGUAAACGUGAGAUGUAGUUUUAAUAGUCAUUGUUUUUGAAAGAAUUUUUAUUUUUAAUUUCAUGUUUUUUUCUUCAUUUUAGUUCAUUGGUCUUCAUUCAAAUAUUCCUGAACAGUGUGAAAUAGUGUAUGCUUUAAAAACACCAAUCAGCAUUUACUUUUGUUCCGGUGCUAAUCUUUCUUUAGCUUUUUGUUUUUGUGUCUUCACGAUGCUUUUCAUUUGAUGACAGGACAGAUGUUAAAGUCCAAAAGUGGCUGAAAUGCAAAGCUCUAUUGACUCAGGUCAGCAAACAGUGCUUAGCGCUUCCAAAAUGAAGCAAUAUUUAGAUGGUUGGAUGAAAUCAGGGAAUACAUUAUCAAGUGAGCUUUGCUGUUUUUAUACCGUUUUUGUGGUUGGGUUUGGCAUCAGGAUUACACAAAACUUGCAAUACUAUUUGAGAAGUUUUAGGCCAUAUAAAAGUGACAUUUUCUAACUA